AUGGGUAAGCAAAAGACUACAACGAAAUCUACCAAGAGGUAUAGAUACUCAUCUUUCAAGGAUAAGAUUGAUGAUUUGAAGAUUGAACCUGCUAGAAAUUUGGAUAGAAGGGUUCAUGAUGAUGUAGAGACCUCCCAUUUUCUAUCCUCUUUUGAACACUGGAAGGAUAUCAAUUUGAGUGGGAAUUUCGGAUCCUUUAUGGAUUCGGUAGAGAAAUUGGUUCAAACUUUGCCUCAACUUUUGUACCAUGAGGAUGAAAUCUUUGCGAAUUUGGAGCAAUAUAUAGAUAAACACGAUGAGAGAUCUUUACAGCCGUUGUGUGAUCUCUUGGCUCAGUUCUGUCAUGAUUUGGGACCUGAUUUCAUGAAAUUUUAUGAAAGGGCGGUUACAUGUUUGAUUAACUUAUUGGAAGCUGCCACUGAAUUUGAAAACUCAAACGUGUUCGAAUGGGGGUUCAAUUGUUUGGCAUACAUUUUCAAGUAUUUGUCACGUAGUUUGACUCAGAAUUUGACGCCCACUUUCGACCUCUUAUUUCCGUUAUUGUCACAUAAGAAAGAAUACCUCUCCAGAUUCUCCGCUGAGGCUCUAUCGUUUCUAAUAAGGAAAUCUCCACAGAAACAUUUGGCCACUUUUGUCACAUUUUCGUUCCAAAAAUUGUGCUUGUUAAAGAAUGAUAAUUUUUAUGACGGUUUGCAAACUUUAUUUGGUGAAUCAUUGAAGAGUACUUCCGAGGCAUUGCAUUCAAGAUCAAAUAUAAUAUUCCAAACUCUUCUGCAAAUCGCAUUCGAGAAAAAUUCAGACAUAGUAUGUGUCUCUUUACUUUGUGACAUCAUUCUAGAUAUCACUAGACACACUUCUGCGGAGAAUAUUCAGAGUUUAUACGAUUUGAUCCUUGAAUUCUUGGACGAGAAUUUGAACGGAUCUAGUGCUGCUGUUGGUAAAACGUUGAGAAUGUUAUCUACGCUAUCGUUUGCCGAGAGUGGUAGAAAAGUACCAAGUUGGGAAAAGUUAUCUGGUGUUCUACGUAAAGCCACUCAACAUGAUAGUCUAAAUGAAUCACAUGCAGAUCUAGUGUCGUUUACAUUUGCCAUCGUCUUACGUAAUGCUGACGUUAAAACGCUAACUUCUCUGCAUAAAUACAUGUUCGAACUCUACUUGACGAAAUUCUCAGCUCAUUUCAUUGAAUUCUUCAAGAUUUCUAUGGAUAUCGAUAAGGGUAAAGUGCUUUCUUUCAACGGGUUGAAAUACUUGCAGAAAUACGUUAAUAACUGCUGGGCAGAUGGUGCUCAGAAGAUUGCAUUGUUCCUUUUAGAAUCGGAAUCUUCACAAGAUUUGGACUUGGUAAAUCAUCUCUCUGCACCGGAAUUCGCAACCCAGUUGUUGAAGGAUAUCAGCGAUGCUAAUGUAAACGAUGAACAGGAAAUUUUUUCUGUGUAUUGGAAACUUAUAAUAUUAAAGACAUUGAAACAAGAGGAUGAGGAAAUCAUUAUGCAUUUGCUAGAGAGGGUUUUCCAAAAGGAUGUGUUAUCGGAUUUUGAAAAGGAUUUUGUUGGUUUCCUACUUCAAGCAUUAACAUUUAAAAUCACUUCAUCUGAGUCGGUCAUGGCUGCAAAAUUAUUGAAUAUUCUAGUUCCGAGAAUUAUAGAGCUACAGAACAGUAGAUAUUUUAUUGAAGGUAUUUCACAUGUUUUAUCAUAUUUGGAGGACGACACUGAUAUUUUGAAAUCUUUAUCAAAGAUUUUACCCAUAUUAACAGAUAAUCUAUUACUUCCGGACAAAACCAUCCGUUACGAAACCCUUAAGUUUAUAAUAUCUGUUCUAGAAAAGCAAGGCAACUCAGUUCCCCAAUUAUUUUAUGAUCUAAGGAUUUUGGAAGAAAUCCCUCUGGAUCUUCAUACAAGCCGUGACAUUACUCUCAGAGUAAGGAAACUAGGUGCAGACUUUGCCAAGAUGGAAGCUGAGGAUUUAUUGACUAAUGUCUUUUUCAAACAUAUGUUUGGGCUUCUAACUGUCAGAUUCUCUCCAAUUUGGGAAGCUAUCUAUGAAAUAAUUCCAGAAGUUUACACCAAAAACCAAUCCCUUGUGUGGAGUUUGGCUAUGCGUUUCCUCACUGUUCUUGAUGAAACAAAGGACGUCAAAUAUUAUAGCAUUUCCAAUAACAUUGACCUUCAAGAACCAUUCUGGACCGUUAGUAUCAAUAGAAUGAAUGACUCCAUCCUUGCUUCUGACAAAGUAUUUAAAAAAUACUCUGCUAGCGAUUCAACUAUAUUGGAUGUUUUGGAGGAAAGAAGGAAUUCUAUGGUAUAUCCAUCAUUGAUUAGAAGUCAGAUAUUCAAAGUUUUAUUGUCGAUUCCUAGUUUGGCAGAGCGUCAUUCAAGGGACAUAGUUCCUUUUUUAUUUAAUGAAGAAGAAUCUGAAGAAAUUUUUAUCACAGAAGAUCAACCAAGUAUGGAUGUACUAAUUCCAACAGCAUCACAAUGGACUGAAAGUGAUAGAAACCUUUUAUUAAAGCUCGUUGGCAAAUUCAAAAAUAUCAAAUCCAUUUACAAAUCAGAGGAAGUGCACGAUAGGUUAAUGGCACUUUUGAGCAGCAGAACUACAGAAGUUCAAAAAUUAGCUUUAGAUGCGUUGUUUUGUUACAAGGAAUCUCAUAUAACCAAGUACAGAGAAAACUUGAAGAACUUAUUGGAUGACACUUUAUUUAAAGAUGAAAUUACCAAGUUUUUAGCAACCGAUGACACCAAAACUAUCCAAAAGCAAGAUGAAGAAGCUGUUAUGGGUUAUAUUGUGAGAAUUCUCUUCGGCCGUGUUCAAACCCCAAAUACAAGUGGUCUCAAGAAGAGCAGGAAAACUGCAGUAAUCACUAUUUUGCCUAGUUUGGAAAACCGCUACAUUAUACAGUUUUUGCAGCUCGCCACGGGAAAGUUCAAAUAUGAAUACUUCUUUGAGAAUGGGAAUAAAAUUGACCUUACUUAUGCGACUUCUCUGACCUUAAGAAAGAUGCUUGGUUUCAUCAAUGUCGUUAAUUCGUCAUUGGCAGUGUUGGGUUCCCAAUAUCCCGACGUGAUGAAAACUGUUAUAAGGCCUCUAAUAUAUGCUAUCAACAUGUCAAACUUUAUUGUUUCUGAAAAGUCCGAUGAGCAAUUUGUCGAAAAGGUAGCAUCUAACUUGAGGCAAAUAGGACAUAAGUGUUUGCAUAAUCUCUUUAGUCAACUAGGAGACGUUUUGGAUUGGAGGCCUUUUACUGCUGACAUAUUCAAUAAUGUGAUUACACCCCGUCUAGAGAAAUUUGAAGAUGAGAACUUGCAACAGGUAUCAUCUGUCAUGAAAAUUAUUACAUACUGGGCUGAACAAAAAUCACUCUACAGUUUCCUAUACUUUGAUGAUUUGUCUGCUGUAGCUGCCUUGAUGAAAACAUUACAAAAUUCAAAUGCAAAGGAGUCUGUAGUGGGUGUGAUAUUGAAUUUCUGUAAUAAGAUAAUCAAUAACCCUGACCAGGACCCAAAGUAUGUUGAGCUAAUCAUUAUGAUAGUUACGAUUUGCUUGCAGCAGUUGCCUGUGCUACUACAAAGGUGCACGGAAAGUACUGUUAUUUCUGCUGCAGUAGACUUGUUGCUAAAUAUCACCGAACUUGGUUAUGUUGAAGAUAACGAAACAAGAGAAUUGUUGGUGGGUUCAUUGACUCAAGCAUUGCAAAAAGAUCUCUCGCAAUUCACUGUGAAAGAUAAAGUGAAACUUUUGAAGACAUUAUCAACUUUGAUGGAUAAUUUCGACUGUUCGUUUUCACAAGUUGAACCAUUGUACAUUGCCGCAUCUAAAUUAUACAGAUCUUAUUCUGAUAAGGAUCUCAGACAGGCAUUGAACAAUAUUUUUGUGAGCAUUGGUGCGAGGUUCAACGAAUAUGAGGCUGUUGGGGCGCUGUUGGCUGAUUUAAAUUCGUAUUCGACCAGCAGAAUGAGAGAAUAUGACUUUGAAAGAAGAUUACCGGCAUUCAAGCGCUUCACAGAGAAAGAAUGUGACUCUUACACAGAAAUGCAAUGGUUGCCUGUAAUCUACUCAUGCUUGUUUUUCAUCAAUGACACUCAAGAAUUAGCUAUUAGAACUAAUGCUUCUCACACAUUAAAUCGAUUUGUUGAUUGUAUGAACUCAAAGCUCUCAGUUGAAGAUGCAAGUGCAUACAUAGACAUAAUGAAAACCAUCAUUUUACCAAAUAUCAGGUCAGGUUUAAGAAAGAACAUUGAAGAGAUUCAAAAUGAAUAUAUCUCUCUCAUUGCUUAUAUUGUCACAAACUCUCAAUAUCUGUUUGAAAUUGAAGAUAUGAAAGUUCUAUUACACAAUGGUGAUGAAGAAGCUGAUUUCUUCGUUAAUAUAAACCAUAUUCAGUUGCAUCGUCGUCAAAGAGCUGUCAGACGUCUAAAAGACUAUGCUCCAAAGCUUUCUGACAACAGUAUUUCGCACUACUUAAUUCCUAUGGUCGAGCGCUAUGUUUUCUCUACCGAAGAGAAGUACAGAAACAUUGGUAACGAAACCCUUAUCACUAUCGGUACUCUAUCGAACUAUAUGUCAUGGAACCAAUACAAAGCCUUAUUCAGAAGGUACAGCUCUAUGUUGAAGAAGAAUACUGAAAAACAAAAGGAAGUGGUUUCCCUUCUUGUCAAUAUUUCUGUUUCCUUAAAGAACUCUUUACAAGCAAUGAGAACUGGAGAUGAAUCCCUACCAACACUCAGAAAGUUCCCAAAAAGCUAUCAAGAACCGGAAGCUUUCAUAACAAAAGAUAUCUUCCCUAGCUUGAGUAAGAUCUUAUCGACUAGAGAUGACGAAACAAUUGUGUCUAGAGUUCACUUAUCAGAAGCAUUAGUGAACCUCGCAUUGGGCUUGGAAAAGGAUGACACUGCGGCACUUUUGCCUGGUAUUUUAACCAGUGUAUGUCAGGUUUUACGUAGUAGAUCGGAAGAAUUGCGUGAGGCAGUGAGAAAGAACUUAGCAAAUCUUACUGUUAUACUAGGCCCACAAUACUUAUCUUUCGUCAUCAAGGAGUUAAAGUCAGCUCUUACCAGGGGCUCCCAAAUCCAUGUUUUGAGUUAUUCUUUGCAUUUCGUAUUGAUGUCAAUCUCUGAAACCCUUGUUCAUGGUGAUCUUGAUGAAUCUGUUGGUAUGAUAGUCGAUGUUAUCAUGGAGGAUAUUUUUGGUGCUGCUGGUCAAGAAAAGGAUGCAGAAGGAUACACAUCCAAAAUGAAAGAAGUCAAAUUUAAUAAAAGUUAUGAUACCGGUGAAUUGGUAACAUCCAACAUCACCCUCCCAAUGUUUGGGUCGUUAUUGCGCCCUGUCAAUGUAUUGUUGCAUGAAAGGCUUGCUCUAAAAUCGCAAAACAAACUCAAUGAAUUAUUAAGAAGGUAUGCCUUGGGUUUGAAUCAUAAUCAAGAAGCGUCAUCUCCAGACGUUCUCAAAUUGUGCUAUGAGAUAUUUAAUCAAUCUCACUCAGACAAGAGUAAUAGACCCAAUAAAGUCAGAACCACUAAAGAUGAGCGUGCAGAUUUCUUUUUAGUUGAUCUUAACUUUAAAUCAGGCACUGUCCAGAACGAUACAACUAUUUACGCUCAUACUUUGCAAAAAUUCUCCUUAGAUCUAUUGAGAACGGCUGUUACCAAAAAUGCCAACCUAAUGGAAGUUAAAUAUCUACAGCCUUUCAUCCCAUUAAUGAAAGAAACUCUUGUAUCUGAUAACGAGGGUGUUGUCAUGGCUACUUUACGCCUUUUGACUAUAAUAAUUAAGUUGGAUUUCGAAGAAGAAGCUGAGGCUAUAUUCAAAAAUUGUGCCAGAAAGGUCUUAGAAAUUGUCAAGAAUUCACCAUCAACAUCAUCAGACUUGUGUCAGAUGGGCCUCAAAUUUUUAUCAGUCAUGCUCCGCCAUAAAGAUAUUCAAUUGAAAGAUACUGCCCUGGGUUACUUGUUAGGACGUCUCCAACCUGACUUGAUGGAACCUAGCAAACAGGGGUUGGCGUUCAACUUCGUCAAAGCCUUGCUAUCAAAGCACAUAGUACUUCCAGAACUUUAUGAUGUUGUAGACAAUAUUGCGGAAAUCAUGGUUACAAAUCAUUCUAAGGAGAUCAGAGAUGUUGCCAGAGGUGUGUACUAUCAUUUCCUUAUGGAAUAUGAUCAGAGUAAAGGAAGAUUAGAAAAACAGUUCCGUUUUAUGUUGAACAACUUGCAGUAUCCAUCUCAGGAAGGUCGUCAAUCAGUCUUAGAACUCGUCAACUUAGUCAUUAACAAAUCUGGUGCAGAACUUGUGAAGAAAAUUUCAUCAUCUUUCUUUGUUUCCUUGGCGAACGUUUGCGUCCAAGAUGAUGCCCCGAAGUGUCGUGAAAUGGCUUCCGUUCUUCUUGCCUCACUCUUUGAAAAAUUGGGGAAAGCAAAUGUAAAGGAAAUCGAAAAGUUCAUUACCGCGUGGUUAAAGCAGGCUGACAAUGAACAAUUUUUGAGUUUGGGUUUAAAGAUCUACAAGAUUUACCUGAAUAAACUUGGAGCUGGAGUAAACCCUUCUCUUGACACAUUAGCGAUAACUCGUGUGAAGUCUAUUAUUUCCAAUACAAACGUCGGAUCAGAUUCUUCAUGGGACCUCGUUUAUACCGCAUUAUCUGUCUUCACUGUUUAUGUUGCUAAAAAUGAAGGCCAAGCAUUCAGUAGCGAAUUUGAUGAGACCUGGAAGCAAAUUGCCAACUGUCUGUUAUACCCUCAUUCUUGGGUUCGUCUCUCGGCUGUUCGUCUCGUCAAUCAAUUGAUUAACAAUCUUUCCAAGCUUGAGGCUCCAUUGGAUGACUAUCAAAUUCAAACGAUCGCAUAUAGAAUUUUCCGUCUGUUGGGAGCACCAAAAUUACCUGAAAACUUGUCGUCAGUUGCUGUGAAGACUCUUCUAGUUAUAAUCAUGAAAUGGAAUGAAAAUAAUACGCCGUACAUUCAUAAUUCAGAAGAGAAUUCAGUGUCCAGAUAUUCAAACGCGAUAGAGUUUGCCAUUGCUAGAACUGGUUGGAUAAUCAGAAGUGAGGAUAAUCCAAACGAUUCUCAUAAUUCGAAAAAAGCUGCCAUUCAGCUGGCUGCAUUAACCAUGCAGAUUUUGAGCAGCGAAAGAUUGUCAGAAGAGGCAGAAAAAUUCAUUAUGCCAUUAUACAUGUAUGUUGAAACUAAUGUUAACAGAUUAGACGAAGAUCAAGAGGAGCUUCAUAACUUGGCUCAAGAGUGCAUAAAAAUCUUGGAGUCCAAAAUAUCUGUAUCAGCUUUCACAUCAGCAUAUGCUAGUGUUAAGCAGCAGGUAAUUAAAAGAAGAGAAGAAAGAAGAGCAAAGAGAGCGGUUUUAGCUGUUAGAGCGCCUGAUGUAGCAGCUAAUAGAAAACUAAAGAAGCAUGCAAGAUCUAGAGAAAAGAGAAAGCAUGAAAAGGAUGAAAACGGAUUCUAUCAGAGAAAAAACAAGAAAAGAAGAAUUCCAUAA
Kluyveromyces lactis is the source of this 7482-nucleotide messenger RNA. It is a transcript of the gene UTP20, whose product is annotated as Utp20p. Lineage: Eukaryota; Fungi; Ascomycota; Saccharomycetes; Saccharomycetales; Saccharomycetaceae. The record is from RefSeq and is a predicted model, not a curated record. The transcript has a single exon. Bases 1 to 7482 code for a protein of 2493 amino acids. Gene Ontology annotation, cellular component: nucleolus; small-subunit processome; 90S preribosome.